Rosa chinensis is the source of this 1502-nucleotide messenger RNA. Its product is annotated as ribose-phosphate pyrophosphokinase 4. The record is from RefSeq and is a predicted model, not a curated record. Bases 116 to 1318 code for a protein of 400 amino acids. Gene Ontology annotation, cellular component: cytoplasm; ribose phosphate diphosphokinase complex. The transcript is spliced from 8 exons. Gene Ontology annotation, molecular function: ribose phosphate diphosphokinase activity; magnesium ion binding. Gene Ontology annotation, biological process: 5-phosphoribose 1-diphosphate biosynthetic process; purine nucleotide biosynthetic process. Lineage: Eukaryota; Viridiplantae; Streptophyta; Magnoliopsida; Rosales; Rosaceae.
AUUCAAAAGGUCUACCGGUACUAACCGAAAGCCAUCAGACACAGCGCCUAGCAAGCCAGCUAGCAAAGCACCGCUUGGACUUUGAAGAAGCCACAAAGCACGCUGUGACCGCCACAUGGCGGCCACUGGAGUUUUUCCGUCUUCCUACCAAAACCCUAACCUCCAAUUUCCCAAACCCUUGUCCUCCUCCGCUGUUGUCAUCAUCAAAGCACCGAGCACAAAGACGAAGAAGCACAGCACCAAUAGCAUCAGGUGCGAGAUCACCAGCACCAACAAUUGGACCGUCGAGCCGGACCCUCCGGUUCAUUUCUUCAACAACAACAACUCGCCGGAGCACCUUCCGGUGCGAAUGGCUUCCGAAUCGGCCGUCAAGAAGGUCUGCCUCUUCUACUGCGCCGAGACCAAAGAGCUCGCUCAGAAAGUCGCCGCUGAGUCCGACGGAAUUGAGCUCCGUAGCAUCACCUGGAGGAAAUUUGCUGAUGGAUUCCCUAACAUUUUCAUACCUAAUGCUCAUGCGAUUCGCGGACGGCAUGUGGCGUUUCUGGCCUCGUUUAAUUCUCCGUCGGUGAUUUUUGAGCAGCUCUCUGUAAUCUAUGCAUUGCCGAAGUUGUUCAUCGCCUCAUUCACGCUUGUGCUUCCAUUUUUUCCGACUGGGACGUCGGAGCGUAUGGAGGAUGAGGGAGAUGUUGCCACUGCUUUCACACUGGCAAGGGCAUUGUCGAAUAUACCAAUUUCGAUGGGAGGGCCGACUAGUUUGGUUAUCUAUGAUAUCCAUGCCUUGCAGGAGAGGUUUUACUUUGGUGAUAAUAUAUUACCGUGUUUUGAGAGUGGUAUCCCUUUGCUUAAAACUAGGCUUCAACAGCUCCCUGAUUCUGACAAUAUAACCAUUGCUUUUCCUGAUGAUGGCGCAUGGAAACGAUUUCAUAAGCAGCUACAGCACUUCCCAACAAUUGUUUGUGCCAAAGUUCGGGAAGGUGACCAACGUAUUGUUCGUAUUAAAGAGGGAGACCCUAAGGGACGACAUGUUGUGAUUGUUGAUGAUUUGGUUCAAUCUGGUGGCACAUUGAUUGAAUGUCAGAAAGUUUUAGCCGCCCAUGGAGCAGCAAAGAUAAGUGCAUAUGUAACACAUGGGAUUUUCCCUAAUAGAUCAUGGGAACGCUUCGGAAGUGAUAAAGGAGCAGGGAACCCUGAGCAGGGGCUGACAUACUUCUGGAUUACAGACUCGUGUCCCACCACAGUGAGAGAUGUGAUGCACAAUCCACCAUUUGAAGUUCUUAGCCUUGCUGGUUCCAUUGCAACUACUCUUCAAAUCAAUUAGACGACCAAAUGAUGCAAACUUUCCGCGGCAUUGAAAAACUGUUGUGCAUUUUUGGUUUUUUUCGCUGUACAAACUGUUGUGCAUUUUUGGUUUUUUUUGGCUGUACAAACUGUUGUGCACUUUCAUGACAUUAAAUGUCAGCUUUACUUGGUGUGAGCUAAUAAAUGGGGAUUGAGAGCUUAAA